UUACAACUUCAAAAUACAUGCCACCAACGUCACCGAUGGGAGCAAUAUCGGAGUCUGCUGCCGCUCAACUUUUAGAUUUUUCUCAGCGCCUCGAUAUUGGACUUCUAGACCGCGUUGUAAACUGUAUGUAUCAUGAAGCAGGGGAUCAACAAAAAAUCGCAGAAAAAGUUUUAAACACACUCAAGGAACAUCCAGAUGCAUGGAUGCGUGUAGAUUCAAUUCUCGAAUUUAGUUCAAACCAAGAAACGAAGUAUUUCGCGCUUCAGAUACUUGAAGCAUUGAUCAAAACACGUUGGAAAGUCUUAGCUCGGCCUCAAUGUGAAGGUAUCAAAAAGUACAUUGUCGGUUUGAUCAUCCAAACAUCAUCUAGUUCAGAACUCUUGGAGUCGGAAAAGACGUAUCUUGGAAAGUUAAAUAUGAUUCUGGUUGAGAUAUUAAAACAUGAAUGGCCUAAUAACUGGUCAACAUUCAUCAGUGACAUUGUUGGAGCAAGUAAAACCAACGAAUCUUUAUGUCAAAACAAUAUGGUUAUCUUGCGUCUGUUAAGCGAAGAAGUUUUCGACUUCUCUUUGGGUCAAAUGACUCAGACAAAAGCCAAACAUCUAAAAGACUCUAUGUGUCAGCAGUUCAGCUUGAUUUUCCAACUUUGUCAGUAUGUCCUGGAAAACUCCCAAAACGCAUCUCUAGUUGUGUCGACGCUGGAGACGCUACUUCGUUUCAUGCACUGGAUUCCUCUAGGAUAUAUAUUUGAAACUAAUCUCAUACAAACUCUGGUAUUUAAAUUCUUCAAUGUCCCUCUGUUCCGAAAUGUCACUUUGAAAUGUCUUGCAGAAAUAGCGGGUGUAGUGCUAGUUGAAGAAUAUGAUACUCAGCUAGUAGAACUGUUUGUUUCUACUACCGAAAAAUUAAAAGAGAUGUUGCCCCUGGAAACACGAUUAAAAGAAGCGUACGAACGCGGAAGUAAUGAUGAACAAAAUUUUAUCCAAAACUUGGCGAUUUUCUACACAACGUUCCUCAAAGUUCAUAGCAGUCUCGUCGAAAAACCUGAGUUUAUUUGGAAGUUACAAGAUGCUUAUGCUUAUCUUUUGAUGCUCUCCGAAGUCGAGGAAAGGGAAAUAUUCAAGAUUUGCUUAGAAUACUGGAAUAUUUUAGUUUCUGACCUAUAUCGAGAAAGUCUUACAACUACUGUGGUUGGAACAUUAGCUGAAUCCGCCACUGGUGAAGGUCGAAGUAAACAAUAUGCAGCAAUUUUAUCGAAGCUCCGAAGAAUCAUGAUUUCACGCAUGGCUCGUCCUGAAGAAGUACUUGUAGUUGAAAAUGAACAUGGAGAGGUUGUCAGAGAGUUUAUGAAGGAUACAGAUAGUCUUAAUUUGUACAAGAGCAUGCGUGAAACAUUGGUUUACCUAACUCAUUUGGACUAUUCAGACACAAAGAAGAUUAUGAUCGAAAAGCUGCAACACCAAGUGGAUGGGCGAGAGUGGUCAUGGCAUAACCUUAACACUCUUUGCUGGGCAAUUGGUAGCAUCUCUGGUGCUAUGCAGGAAGAUGAUGAAAGAAGCUUUUUAGUUAUUGUGAUUCGAGACCUUCUUGGACUGUGUGAACAAAAACGUGGAAAAGAUAAUAAAGCUAUUGUUGCGAGUAAUAUCAUGUACGUUGUUGGUCAAUAUCCCCGAUUUUUACGCGCACACUGGAGAUUCUUAAAAACUGUAAUUACGAAGCUUUUUGAAUUUAUGCAUGAAACGCAUGAAGGUGUGCAAGAUAUGGCAUGUGAUACUUUCAUUAAAAUUGCUCAGAAAUGUCGGCGACAAUUAGUAACUGUACAGUACGGAGAAGCAGUCGAAUUUAUUGAGGAGAUUUUAAAAGAAAUUGAUAUCAUAAUCAAUGAUUUACAACCUCAACAAGUUCACACAUUUUAUGAAGCUGUAGGAGUUAUUAUUAGUGCACAACUUGACUCAGUUGUUGAGGCCAAGCAAAUAGAAAGACUUUUCCGCUUACCUAAUCAAAUUUGGGAUGGAAUUCUCGUCCAAGCUGCAUGCAACAUUGAUUUAUUAAGAGAUUUUGAAGUUGUACAGCAGCUUUGUAAUUUAUUGAAAACGAAUCACAGUGCUUGCAAAUCCCUUGGACAUUCUUAUCUUGUACAGCUUGGUCGGAUUUACUUGGACAUGUUAAAUGUUUAUAAGAUAAUGUCCCAAAAUAUUGGUCAAGCUGUGGCUACCAAUGGAGAGCAGGUGACAAAACAGCCGCUUAUUCGCAGUAUGCGAUCAGUUAAAAAAGCGAUAUUGAAUCUAUUAUCUUGUUGGAUAAAAAGAACUACUGAUCCUGUAUUUGUGGCAGAAAAUAUUUUACCUCCGUUAUUAGACGCCGUAGCUGACGAUUACCAAAAAAAUCUUCCCGCUGCUCGAGAGGCAGAAGUUCUAAACUUAAUGGCUACUCUUGUUAAUUGUCUUGAAGGACAUAUUCUUCCAGCUCUGCCUCGUGUUUUAGAUGCUGUCUUUCAGUCGACUCUGGAGAUGAUCGAUAAAGACUUGGAAGAAUUUCCCGAGCAUCGAACUAAUUUCUUUACCCUUCUGCAAGCUGUAAACGCGCAUUGUUUCUCUGCUUUGUUAAGCUUAACAUCUGAUAAGUUCAAACUGAUUUUAGAUAGUGUCAUUUGGGCAAUCAAGCACACUAUGAGACAAGUCUCAGAAACAGGACUCAAUAUACUACAUACAAUGCUUGUAAAUAUGUCUGGUGCAAAUUCCGAAAAACGCCAGGUGUUUUUUAAAACAUUCUUCAUGGAUAUUCUUCAGCACAUGUUUGCUGUCAUUACUGAUCGCUCUCAAACAGGAAAUUUAACUCUCCAGUCAUCACUGUUGGCUUAUAUGUUUAAAAUAGUGGAGAACGACAUCAUCACAGUUCCGCUUGGUGAUGCUCCUGAGUCAACAACCAUACAAGGUUCAAAAGGCAAUGUACAGUAUGUACACCAAAGCUUAAGUCAGUUAUUAAAACAAGUUUUCCCUCACCUGCAAGAUACACAAAUUCGUGUUUUUAUUGAUGGACUAUUUUCAUUUGAUCAAGACGUGGCAGCAUUUCGUGAACACGUGCGUGACUUUCUUGUCCAGAUACGCGAGGUUGCCGGGGAAGAUUUAUCUGAUUUAUAUUUGGAAGAAAGGGAAGCUGAAAUUGCUCAAGCUCAAGCAGCAAAACUAAGACGUCAAGCAUGUGUCCCUGGAAUUUUGGGUCCCCAUGAAGUUGAUAUGUGUGACUAGUUGAAAGACUUUCAGACCAAUUUUAAUGCAUUUUAAUUUUCGAGUUAGAACUAACAUUCCCUGAAAUCUUACACAUAUGUGACAGUAUAUAUGUCGUUUCGAUGAUAACCGAUAAUUUCUUUUCUAUAUAGUGUUUCAUGAGAACCACUUGAUUCAUUAUUGUCAAUAUAACUUUUCCACAAUACAGUAUCCAAACAUGACAAUGUUCUACUUGUAAUGAACUACUUACAUAAAAACUUUGCAAGGCUAUACACAGUUACCCUUAAAUGAUUCUUUAAUUA
Molecule: messenger RNA, 3529 nt
Organism: Schistosoma turkestanicum
Lineage: Eukaryota; Metazoa; Platyhelminthes; Trematoda; Strigeidida; Schistosomatidae
Source: the annotation of a GenBank genome assembly